Messenger RNA from Penicillium cinerascens, 735 nucleotides. RefSeq names its product Sas10/Utp3/C1D family protein. Gene Ontology annotation, molecular function: DNA binding; RNA binding. Gene Ontology annotation, cellular component: nucleolus; exosome (RNase complex). The record is from RefSeq and is a predicted model, not a curated record. Bases 1 to 735 code for a protein of 244 amino acids. The transcript has 3 exons. Gene Ontology annotation, biological process: regulation of gene expression; maturation of 5.8S rRNA. NCBI's taxonomy places the organism in Eukaryota, Fungi, Ascomycota, Eurotiomycetes, Eurotiales, Aspergillaceae.
AUGGAUACGACAGACUUACUUCCGCUGCUGGAGCAGCUGGACGACAAUGUGGACGACUUGGAAGAGGUUUUGCAACCAUUUCUGGGGCAGUCCCUGUCCAAGGCCUCGAAAAACCUGCCAGUGAUGGACAAAGCCAAACUUCAUGUUCUGAUCACGUACACUCUCGAAUCACUUAUUUUCUCUUAUCUCCGAUUGCAUGGCGUCGAUGCGAAACAGCACUCCGUCUUUCGUGAACUUACACGCGUGAAACAAUACUUCGAUAAAAUCAAGGCUCUAGAAACAGAGCCCGAACAGCGCACCAUGACACUCGAUAAGGAGGCAGCGGGGCGUUUCAUCAAACACGGCCUUGCUGGCAAUGAUAAGAUCAACUUGGAAUUGGCAGAGAAGCAGGCCAAAGAAAGGGCCCGGGCUCAAUUCAAAGCUGCCAUGCUGGCUAAGAAGAAGGCUGCCGAAGCACAGACCGAGGAUCUUUCCAGCGCAGCCCAGUCUACUCCGCAAUCCGCCGCUGACUCUGACGAUGACUCGGACGAGGAUAUGGACGCCAAGGCUGAGGCCGACCUCACGAAAGAAAAAGGGAAGAAGAAGCAGGUCAAGGUUGAGAAGACCAACGCCAGAAGCAAGGAUGCAAAGUCUGCCAAGAAGCAACGAAAGCUCGACACCGCUGGACGCAAAGACAACAAGAAGGAAAGACGGCAGAAGAAGGAAGAUUUCCGCAAGGCUCGCAAUAACAAAUGA